AUGGCCAGCAAUCAAGUGGUUGUCGAUACUCGAGGAGCUGUGGGUGCAGCCGCAUUGACACGGGCAGGCGGUGCCUACAUUCCACCUCAUCGCUUGCGACAAAUGCAGCAACAGAUUACCGACAAAUCCGGCGAGGCAUAUCAACGCAUCACCUGGGAAGCUUUGAAAAAGUCCAUCAACGGCUUGAUCAACAAGAUCAACACUUCUAAUAUCAAGAUGAUUGUCCCCGAGUUGUUUGGCGAGAAUUUGGUGCGAGGACGAGGCUUGUUUUGUCGUAGUCUGAUGCGAGCACAAAGUGCCAGUUUGCGUUUUACACCCGUCUACGCUGCUGUCGCUGCGGUUGUGAAUACCAAGAUACCAGAUGUGGGCGCGUUGCUAUUAGCUCGCCUUGUCACUCAAUUCAGACGUGCUUAUCGACGUAAUGAUAAGACCGUUUGCCUCUCUGUGUGUACCUUUAUUGCCCAUCUUGCCAAUCAAUUGGUUGUCCACGAGAUUCUACCAUUGCAAAUCUUGGCUUUAUUGUUACAACAACCUACAGAUGAUUCAGUGGAAAUUGCUGUCGGCUUCAUGCGUGAAGUGGGUGCUCACUUGGCCAACGUUUCUCCAAAGCCCAACAACGCCAUCUUUGAGAGUUUCCGCACCAUUCUACACGAAGGAAAGAUCGAUAAGCGCACACAGUACAUGAUCGAAGUCCUUUUCCAAGUACGCAAAGACAAGUUUAAGGAUAAUCAGCCUGUUGUUCAAGAUCUUGAUCUUGUCGAGGAAGAUGAUCAAAUCACACAUUACGUUGGCCUUGACGACGAGGAUUUGGAUGUCGAGGAACGGCUCAAUAUUUUCAAAUACGACCCCGAUUAUGAGGAGAACGAGAAACGAUACGCUGAACUUAAGGCAGAGAUCUUGGGUGAAGGAUCCGAAGAUGAAUCAGGCACAGAUGAGAGCGGUUCUGAAAGCGACGAUGAGAGCGAGGAGGAUGAAGAGGAGCAAAAGAUGGAGAUUCAAGACAAGACCAAUGCGGAUACGAUUGAAUUACGUCGCAAGAUCUACUUGACGGUGAUGUCCAGUCUUGACUUUGAAGAAUGUUGUCACAAGCUCAUGAAACUUGAUAUCCCCGAAGGACAAGAGAUUGAGCUCUGUAACAUGAUCAUCGAAUGUUGCUCUCAAGAACGCACUUUUCUCAAGUUUUAUGGUUUGAUGGCUGAGCGAUUCUGCAAGAUCAACAGGAUAUGGGGUGAAAACUUUACUGUCGCUUUCAAUGAAGUAUACGAGACGAUCCAUCGUUAUGAGACAAAUCGACUUCGCAACAUUGCCAAGUUAUUUGGACAUUUAUUCUACACAGACUCGUUGGCAUGGACUUGUUUUUCAGUGAUUCGACUUACAGAAGACGAGACAACCUCUGCAUCACGUAUUUUCAUCAAGAUUCUCUUUCAAGAAAUCAGCGAAUUCCUUGGAUUGAAAAAGCUAAAGGAACGUAUGGAGGAUCCUUAUAUGCUCGAAUAUUAUCAAGGCAUGUUUCCCAAAGACAAUCCCAAAAACACCCGUUUUGCCAUCAACUAUUGGACAAGUAUCGGUCUUGGUGCUUUGACAGAAGAUUUACGUGAAUGGCUUCGAACUGCACCUCAACAAAUCAUGCGUAAGAGUCGUGGAUCAUCAAGUGAAUCGGAUAGUAGCAGUGAUAGCAGCAGCAGUGGCAGCAGCAGUGAUAGCGAUAGUGGUAGCGAAUCCGAUAGCAGCACCGGUAGUAGCAGCAGUGGUAGCGGCAGCAGCAGCAGUGGAUCGGAAAGUGAUAGUGUUUCCAGUCGUAGCCGCAGCCGUAGUCGUCGCCGCCGUUCAUACAGUCCAAGACGCCGUAGUAGCAGAAGAAGAAGCCCAAGUUAUGAUCGAAGAGGAAGAAGACGUGGUCGCAGCAUUAGUGAUUCGGAGAGCGAUUCCGCAAGUAGCUACAGCAGCGAUGAUAGCACCUCACGUCGCAAGAGAAGAAGACGCUAA
Molecule: messenger RNA, 1986 nt
Organism: Lichtheimia ornata
Lineage: Eukaryota; Fungi; Mucoromycota; Mucoromycetes; Mucorales; Lichtheimiaceae
Exons: 3
Coding region: 1-1986 (661 amino acids)
Biological process (GO): mRNA splicing, via spliceosome
Cellular component (GO): catalytic step 2 spliceosome
Molecular function (GO): protein binding; RNA binding
Source: RefSeq, a predicted model, not a curated record